Messenger RNA from Penicillium antarcticum, 789 nucleotides. Its product is annotated as sulfotransferase family protein. Bases 1 to 789 code for a protein of 262 amino acids. NCBI's taxonomy places the organism in Eukaryota, Fungi, Ascomycota, Eurotiomycetes, Eurotiales, Aspergillaceae. The transcript has a single exon. The record is from RefSeq and is a predicted model, not a curated record.
AUGGUCCGCUUCAUAACAGACCCCAGAACAGCCCCAACCCCAGCCCCCAAAACAACCCUUAGAGUAAUAGGCGCUGGCCUCCCACGAACAGCAACAUCAUCCCUGCAAGCCGCCCUAGAGACCCUAGGCUACAACCCCUGCCUACACAUGGCACAAAUUAUCCCACACGCAGACAGGCAACAACUCUUAAUAUCAGCAACGCACGAAAAAGACAAAGCAAAACGGCAAAAAUUGCUACACGGGCUAACCGCCGGCUACGAAGCCGUCUGCGACAUGCCCGCCAUAUUUUUCCUACCCGAUCUCAUGGACAUGUACCCAGACGCAAAGGUCAUCCUGACGACACGUCCAGACGCACAGACCUGGGCGGAGAGUUGUUAUACAAGUCUUGGGUUCUUCUUUUCGCGGACUUUCCUUGCUGUGGGAUUCCUUUGGAAGACGGAUCGGUUGUGGUAUGCUCUUAAUAUGAGGAUUGUAGAGUGGGUUCGGGAGAGGUUUGGGGAGGGGGAUAUAUUUACUGCUAGGUUUUAUGAUUUGUAUAAUGAGUCUGUGAGGGAUGAUGUUAAGGGGAAGGGCAGGGAGGUUUUGGAGUUUCGGGCUGAGGAUGGGUGGGGGCCUCUUUGUGGAUUCUUGGGUGUUGGGGUUCCUGCCGGUGCUUUUCCCAGGGUUAAUGAGAGGAAGACAUUCCAGAUUAUUAAGGGGAUUUUGGUUGCGAAGGGGUUGGUUAGUUGGGCAGUGCUUGGGAGUUUGGGUUGGGCUGGGUGGUGGUAUAUUUCGUGGUUGAUGGGAUGA